Grammomys surdaster is the source of this 1840-nucleotide messenger RNA. It is a transcript of the gene Ccdc163, whose product is annotated as coiled-coil domain containing 163. The record is from RefSeq and is a predicted model, not a curated record. The transcript has 11 exons. Bases 144 to 1136 code for a protein of 330 amino acids. Lineage: Eukaryota; Metazoa; Chordata; Mammalia; Rodentia; Muridae.
AGAAGUGAACUCGGUUUCCCGGGUGGCACUGCGGCACCGAUUCUUAAAUCCUCGUUCUCCGCCUACCAGAGUUUGAACUCUUGGGCGGCACUGGUCACCGACUCAGUGGUGAUAGCGUCCUUGAUUUGUGGAGGUGCUCCAGGAUGAUCAGGAGCCCUAGCUGGUCUGAUCAGCUUCAUGCGGUUCUCAGUUCAACUGAUGAAAAUAUGGCCCGGAUUAAGCAGAGUUUGUAUCCCCUUCGAGUUUCCUCCACAGGGGGCCUGGCUGACACCUGGAUUUCCCCGCAUCACUUACCUCCUCAGCCAGGGGCCCAAGCUCAACUGCCUUGGGCUCUAAAGACUCCCAUUCUUGGAGAGAGACUGAGCUGUACUGAAGCCCACAGCUCCUCUCUCUGGGAUGAAGUUACUAAACUCCGAUCCCAGCUUCAGACUCAGGCUCAGGUGACGGAGGCUCUAAGGCAUUCUGUGCAGAGGCUGUUGAAGGAUCGGGAGCAGCAGAAGUUCAAGAUCAGAGCUCUAGAAGCAUCACUAAAACUGCUGCAGGAGGGCCCAAAAGGGAGAGCCCUUCUGGAGCAACGCCUGGAAGGGUUGAGAAAGGAAUUGCAGGGCCUUCGGAGUCAGGUUCAAGAGCUAGUCCAAACCCAAAUGAAAACAAAACCAGGAAAGUUCAGCACUACCAGUGGCUUUCACCAAGAGCUGCAGAGUGAGCACCAACUUUUGUGGGAAGAGUCAGAGAUUCUUCGGGAGGAACUGAAGUUGCUUCGAGACCAGCUAAGCCAACAUCAGGAGUUGUUGCUGAAACAGAUGGCCGAGGGCCGCCAGGUUCAGGCCCGAAGCUGGAAGAUGUUGGAACACCUACAGAGUGACCAGAUGGACAAGGUUCCUGCCUUGGAGGUUACCAGGACAGAGGCCCAUGAUGCCCAGAAGGACAAGUCCUGCCUCCUCAGCUCUGAAGUCAGUCUCCCAGACUGUGACCGUAGCUGGGAACUCUUAAAGAAACUGGAUAGGGAACUCCAGAACAACUCUGUUCCUGACCUGGAACUCGGCAGCUCUCGGUUUCAUGCCCGGAGUCUUGGGCAAGGGGACCUGUUCCUUCAGGGCCCCAAGAUCUUCCAGAGUGACUGUGAGAACUUGUGAGAAAAAUGAGAUGCAGCUUCUAUUCAAGGCAGCCUUCUCAUCCCCCUGGUAUGUGCCCUCUUUACAGAUGGAGGCAUCUCACUGUCCAGCUGUUCCUGCUCCCCAGCUAAUUGAAAAUAAAGUGGCUUAAUUCUCCCUGAUGUGUUUUCUAUAAAUCUUUACCCAUGGGAUAGACUGGACCAUACAUUUCCUUCUAGUUAUUUAACUGGUUCCUGUGACCUUUGCCUCUGAAAUAUGCCAUUCAUAGAUACACGUUUGGCUGUGAGCUCCAGUGAACUUGGAAAGAAAUUAUUUCUCCUGUUUGAUGAGUAGAAUGGGUUAGGAUGUUGGGCUGAGGCAGUAUUGAAGAGAUUACAGAGGGGAGUGUGGUGGGCACUAGAUCUAGUCAGUCACACUGCCUACUGAGGCUUACUCCUGCCUUUCCAUACCUCCACACCCUCAGUAGCCCAAUCUGUAUGUUUACAAUUCAGUUUCUCGGAAAUUGAGUCAUCUUCAAAACAAACAAACAAAACCAAAAUCUCUAUUUAUUUUGAGAAAGGGUCUCUUUAUGUAGCCCUGGCUGUCCUGGAAACUGGCUCUCCUUGAACUCUCUGAGGUUCUCCUGCCUCUAUCUCCCUAGUCCUGGGAUCAAAGGUCUGCGCUGCUACAACCCAGGCAAACAGUAUUUUUUGCUAAACCUUCAUGAGGAAAUAAAGAGUUCCAUG